CAGCAAAAGCUGGCUUCUUGCUCUUCGAGAGUGUUUCCCAUUUAAACAAACACAGUGCUGAAGAUGGCGGAGAGUUAAUAGGGAAAAGAAGAAGCUAUUGGUGCGCUCACAGAUAAAUAUCUAUUUGACUCCAGGGUAGAAGACCAGUAGACCAGUCCAGCACCAUUAUCUCCAGGAGAGAAAUUGUCUCAUCCACUCCAGGCUCCGUCACAAGGUGCUGAUAUGUGUACACGAUGAGCGGACUGGGGGACAACUCCAUGGAGCCUCUGAGCUCGGAAAACCGAAAACGCAAGCUCUCCACCUGCGACACGCCCAGUCUGGGGUGUGAGCGGAGGCGGCGGGAGCAGGAGACUAAAUACAUAGAGGAGCUGGCCGAACUGAUCUCUGCCAACCUCGGUGACAUCGACAGCUUCAACGUCAAGCCAGACAAGUGUGCCAUCCUCAAGGAGACGGUGCGCCAGAUCAGACAGAUCAAAGAGCAGGGCAAAGCGUCCUCCAACGAUGACGAUGUACAGAAGUCGGACGUGUCCUCCACGGGACAGGGGGUCAUAGACAAAGACCACCUCGGGCCGCUCCUGCUGCAGGCCCUGGAUGGUUUUCUGUUUGUGGUGAACCGGGAGGGCAGCAUAGUGUUUGUGUCUGACAACGUGACCCAGUACCUGCAGUACAAACAGGAGGAGCUCAUCAACACUUCCGUCUACAACAUCCUCCAUGAGGAUGACAGGGAGGAGUUCCACAAGAACCUGCCCAAGACCAAUGUUAAUGGGGUGUCCUGGGGGGGGGAGGCGCCACGUCAGAAGAGCCACACCUUCACCUGCCGCAUGCUGGUCAAGUUUGGCCACACCCACGGACAUGUGGAGGAGGGACCAGGAGGGCCGCGCUACGAGAUCAUGCAAUGCUUCGCCUUGACCCAGCCCAAGGCCAUGAUAGAAGAGGGGGAAGACCUGCAGUCGUGUAUGAUCUGUGUGGCCCGUCGUGUGACUGCUGUGGAGAGAACAGAGAGCUUCAACACCCGGCACGAGCUUUCAGGUAAGCUGAUCCAGAUAGACCAGAACUCUUUGCGUGCGUCCAUGCGUCCUGGCUGGGAGGACCUGCUGAGGCGCUGUAUCCAGAUGUUCCUACAGCACAGUGACGGACAGCCCUGGUCCCACAAACGCCACUAUCACGAGGCCUUCCUACAGGGUCACGCUGAGACCCCCCUGUACCGUUUCUCUCUCUCGGACGGCACCCCUGUCACGGCCCAGACCAAGAGCAAGCUUUACCGCCACCCCAUGAGCAACGAGGCCCAGGGCUUCAUAUCCACCCACCUGCUACAGAGGGAGCAGCAUGGCUAUCGCUCUGCCCAGGGCGGGGGCCUGAUGCCAGGGCCUAUGAGGCAGCAGGGCAUGGGGGCCCCCAACCCCAACACCCAGAUGAACAUGCCCCCUGGUGGAGGCAUGGGGGGUAUGAACCGGGGCUACGGGCCCAUGAAUGAACAGAGCCACAUGGGACAGAUUGGAGGGGGUUCAAUGUACGGAGGGAAUGGAGGUGGUGGUAGCGGCAGGGGAGGCAUGGGCAACAGAAUGAUGCAGAUGAAUCAGAUGGGCCAGAUGAACCAAAUGAAUCAGAUGGGUCAUCAGAUGAACCACCCAGGUCCAGGGAACCACCCUGGCAUGCAGCAACAUCAGCUACCCCAGCAGCAACAUCAGCAACCCCAGCAGCAACAUCAGCACCCCCAGCAGCCCCCUUUCCAGAGCAGUGGGGGGUAUGGAAUGGGGGGUAUGAACAGCCCCUUGGGGAGCCCCCGGAUGAUUGGCCCCCAGCAGGGGCUCCUGAUGUCCCCCCGAAACCGAGGCAGCCCCAAGAUGGGUGCCAGUCAGUACUCACCUGGAGGCAUGCACUCCCCCAUGGGCCCUCAUGGAGGAGGAGGAGGUGGGGGAGGAGGUAGCACCUCUUUCUCCAGCAGCUCCCUCAACGCCCUGCAGGCCAUCAGCGAGGGGGUCGGGAGCUCCCUCCCCUCCACCCUCACCUCCCCCUCCCCGACCAACAAACCAGACAGCUCCCCCAGCGUACAUUCCUCCUCUCAGUCCUCUCAGCCCAGUCAGCCGGCCAAAUCAGGCCCGGACGGCUCCAAAAGUCCAACAGGAGGCCUGGGUCCUGCGCCCGGCGUGCACCACCACCCACUCCACCAACACCACCACCCACACCCCCAGUCCGAGAGCUCCGGAGACAGGUUGGACAGCCAGGCCAUGGCAGGCAGCAAGGAGCCCAGAGAGGGGGCCAGCGAGGCCGGGGUGGCCAGCUUAGAACCCACCCAGAGAGUCCCAGACAGUAAGGGCCAUAAGAAGCUGCUGCAGCUGCUGACCUCCCCCACUGAGGAGCUGGGGUUAGGGGGAACUGGCCCCGCCUUGCCCUCUAUACCUCCCCCACCAGGCAGCAGCAACACCCCAGCAGGGUCCGACAUUAAGGACCCCACAGGAGGCAUGGCCAGCCCUUCCUCUGCUGCAGUCUCCUCCUCUUCCUCAGCCUCCACCAGUCAGGGCCAGGCGUCGGGCGCGGCUCUGGCCAAUGCUCUGGCCUCUGCCCACUACACGGCGUCACUGCAGGAGAAGCACAAGAUCCUCCACAAGCUGCUACAGAACAGCAACACGCCCGACGAGGUGGCCAAGAUCACGGCCGAGGCCACUGGGAAGGUGACCCUGGGGGGCCAGGAGGUCCCACGGGAGGUGGGGGCUGGAGGAGCAGGAGGAGUGACAGAGCCCAAGCAGGAGCAGCACAGCCCCAAGAAGGAGAAGACCCACGCGCUCCUCCACUACCUCCUCAACAAGGAUGACACUAAAGAGCCAGUGGAUGUGAAGCCCAAGCCUGAGGAGCUGGAGGGAAAGGGGCCCCCAGGAGCACCUGCCGGCCUCCCACCCAGAGGACCUGGCGCUGGACCCAGCCACACAACUGAACACACAGAGAACAAGAUCAAGUCAGAGCCGCCUGAUGAGUUGGACAACCUGGAGUCCAUCCUGGGAGGUUUGAGGGGUUCUGGCUCUGAGUUCUACCCCGAGCAGGGAGGAGGAGGGAACAAGGCCCAGGGUUGCCUCGAUGAGAACCUGCAAGGGAGUCCGGGGAUGGCCCCUGGCCCACGUGGGCCCUUCCAGAGGGCCAUGUCAGCAGACGCCAAGCCUCCUGGGGGUCCUGGAGCGGCAGGGAGGCGCCCCAUGCUCAUCAAACAGGAGAACAUGAUGGGCAGCACAGACGGAUACCCAGGGAACAUGGGUGUGUGUCCGCGAGGCGUUGGAACAAGGCCGAUGAACAGGGGCAUGGGGGUUCCCCAGCGCUCUCCCAUGGGGGGGUCAGGGGAUUGGGGGAUGCCUCGCUCCUGCGCCAGCCCCGUGGGCUCAGCCGGUCACCCCUCCAUGAGCCGUCCUGGCAUGGACUACAACUCCAAAGGCAUGAUGGGAGGGCCCAUGGUGGGCAGGUCCAACAGUGUUCCUGGCACCAGAUCAAUGCUGCAGCAACAGCUAAUGGACAUGGGAGGUUCUGGUGAGGUGGGGAUGGGGAUGAGUCCGUUCAGUCAACAGGGCCAGCCUAACCAGUCUCCGUCCUGGUCUGACAGUGUGAUGGGUAUGGAGGGAAACCACAGCAGGCGUCAGUUUGGGAAUGCCCUGGAUGAGCUCCUGGCUCCGCCCACCACCAGCGAGGGCCAGAGUGACGAGCGGGCGCUGCUGGACCAGCUGGACUCUCUGCUCAACAACACGGAUGGCAUCGCACUGGAGGAGAUCGACCGGGCCCUGGGCAUCCCCGACUUGGUCAGCCAGGGCCAGGGGCCAGAGCAGCAUGGUGAGCCCUUCCCCGGCCAGGAUCCCUCCAUAGUGCUGGAGCAGAAGCCUCUGUACGGCCAGGGGUACCCCGGACCCCCCUCAAUGGCCAUGCAGUCAGCCUACGGGGGCCCUAUGCAGGGCCAGCCCCAACAAGGGGGCUUCGGCCCCAUGCUCUCCCAGAUGGGCCAAGGGGGCAGAUUCCCAGGGAUGGGAGGCAUGGGGGGUAUGGGUCACCCCCGUGCUAACAUGAUGAGACCCAGGAUGAUGAGUGCCACCAAACCCAUGAGGCUCCAACUGGCGCAGAGACUACAGGGCCAACAGUUUAUGAGUCAGACUCGGCAGGGGAUGGCCAUGAAGAUGGAGAACCCUGGAGCGGGCAACCCUGGCAUGAGGCCGGGUAUGCAGCCUGGCAUGGGGGGACAGCCUGGCUUCCUGAAUGCCCAGAUGAUGGCCCAGCGUAGCAGGGAGAUGGUGACCAUGCAGAUGAGGAGACAGAGGAUGAUGAUGCUAAUGCAGCAGCAACAGCAGCAGGCAGCAGCAGCAGCAGCCGCCGCAGGGGGGUUCAGCCCCCCUCCCAACGUCACCGCCCCCGUCGGCAUGGACACCCCUAUGGGAGGCCCCAACCUGGGCCCCCAGCAGUUUGGCUACGGGGGAAACUACGGUAUGGCUCAGCAGGGUGACCCGUCGUUCGGCCCUGCGGGCAGCAGCCCCCCCAACGCCAUGAUGUCAGGCCGCCUGGGUCCUCAGAAUCCUAUGAUGCAACCGCAUCCCCAGGGUGGACCCAUGUACCAGAGCGCAGACAUGAAGGGCUGGUCGCAGGGAGGCAUGGCCCGCAACAGCUCGUACCCCCAGCAGCAGUUUUCCCAACAGGGCAACCCGGGGCAGCAGCAGUUUGCCCAGCAGGGCAACCCAGGACAGUACGGGGGCAUGAUGAUGAACGGGGGCAUGCCUUCCAACGGAGGGGGGGGCCAUAUGGGGCAGAUGGGGAUGAACCCCAUGGUGAUGGGACGUAUGCCGAUGGGGCCUGAUCAGAAAUAUUGCUGAACCUGAGACAGAGGCGUGUGGUGGAACAGAAACAGACUCACUGUGAUCCUUUCAGAGAGAUGAGUGCAGUGCUCUGUGUGUGUAUUGUGUCUGUGUGUUUGUCUGUGUGUGUGUGUGUGUGUGUCUGUGUAGCACUCUACUCCCACCAGUUGGGGCUGCUGCUCCUCUGGACUCGAGGCCAGUGUCGGCAGUCUCACAGCUGGAGGAAAACAGACAGAGAAUACACUAUUCUACUCUCACUUACUGUACAUGAGACACACUAUGACACACCAAUGCACACACCCCAAAACAUCCAUGUAUCUAAAGAGACAUUGUGACACACAGACACAAACUGACGGAUAGCCAUUAGAAGACAUCCUCUAUCUCGUGGGAUGUGACUACCAUCAUGCCGUGUUCACCCCUGGCCGUGGGAAUUCUCUCUCUGCUUCGGAACGCUAUGGGAGAAGACAGUGUUUCCUAGUUCUGGUCCUGGAGGACCACUGUGUAUGCAGACCACGCAUCCCAUCCAGUCUCAGAAUCCACACUUAAUGAAUGACAUAUAUAGUCCAUUGCUGGAGAAGGUGGGAGUUGAUUGUAAUCACUGAUAGAUACAUGGUCAGCUAUUUUCACAUCCCCCUAAUGGUUAAGAUUAGGGAACCCUGAUCCUAGAUCUGUGGUUAGGAGCAACUUCUACCUCUAUAAGGUAUAUUACUGUACUGAUGAGCAGGCAUGUAGUCAAUGGCAUGUAGUCAACUCAGAAGUAAGUAAUUAAGAGUCAGCAUCCAUACACAGUGGUCCUGCAGGAGACUGGGUUAAGGUACGACAGAAAUAAAUACUAGUUGGCUGUGGUUGCACUUUACAGAAAGGCUGUCCUCAAAAGGAUUGUGGCAAUAUUUAUUGGCCAAUAAUUAAUGCAGAACAGCAAAUCUUCUUAAGUUUUUGUUUUGUUUUUGUGUUUGUCAAAGGAUGGGGAUUAUUUUGAUUGGAAAUGGAUUACUGUGACGAUCAUUAUUCUAAAUGGUUAACAAAUGGAAAGGCAGUAAGCACAGAUUUUAUAGAACACUUUCUUCUGCAGUGUGUUGAUUAUGGGGAAGUUAGUGGAUGAAAAAGGUUCCGAUUAUUAAAGCAGAUCCUUAAAAUGUACUGACCUAUUUCAGAGUGCACAGUUACCCUCAUAUUUAUACAACUAUUCAUAAAUGUAAAUGAGCAUUUUAAAAACGAAUGUGUAUAUUGUAUUUUUAAGGAGGAAUUUGUAAGAUUUACGUCUUGGUUACCUCAUGGAACACUUAAUAGCAAUUUGUUGCCAGUUAUUGAAUGAGUUGAUUCCUAAAUUAAUCCACACACUGUGAAAGAAAGUGUUUCCCCCGAUUUUAGUGUAUGUUUAUGCAGAUUUCUAGCAAUAAUCCUUCCUCUUGGUUCUCCUGUGAGGGCAAAGUGAAGGACCAUUUACUCAAAGCGAUGGUACUGCAGUAUUAGGAUGUGACUCGUCUCGUUUGGAAUUUUUGCUUUUGUCUGUGAAUACAAAUUGUAAAUAUGCUUCAAAUGUAUUAUAUAUAUAUAUGCUUUUGUAGGUCACAUACUGUUUUUGCAGAGAUUGUAAGGCUUGAUAUUUAAAGUAUAAUUUUCUUAUUCUAUCAUAGGUCAAACAACUUUUAUUUUCAAUACUUCAACCAUGGGCGAAAAGGAAGGGGGUCUUUCUUUGAUCAAUACUGAAAUACUUUGGUUCAGGUUCAGUUUCUCUCAGAAAGCUACAACUGCCACUUUUGUUCUUUCAGAAAGCACUUUUUUAAAUUUGUGAUCUAUAAAUCAUACAUUUCUCAUUUUCAAAGACAUUUGCGUAGAUUUAGAGGUGCUUGUGUGAUCCUGUCAUUUUCUAUCAAUAGAUGUUUAAUUCAAAAGAGCAAACAAACACACACGAUGCCUAAAAGAGGUGACGUGAUUGUGUUAGGCUUAGGGGGGUCCAUGUUUCAUACCAGUGUGUGGAUUGAUAUUUUUAGAUAGGGCCCUAUGAGUCCAAUGGCUCUAGUUCCAUUCCUUAUAAUUCCAUACUCUGUUAUUGGCUAGGCUACUUAACAGCAACUAUGUGCUCACAGAUAGGCUAUUAUAGACCACCUAAAGCCAUUGCAAUAUCAAAACUGCUUUUCUGGUUUUCUUCCCUUCCAUUGGGCAGAGAUACUGGGUUGUGGUGGUCAGUUUUACUGUAUGUAGGUUUUUGAGUUACGGUCUUGAUCACUGCGGUUGGUUCUAUUUGUGGCUUUGCUUUUUGAAGUCAGCUCAUAUUUAGGGAGGCUGUCUGGCUACACUAGAUGGUGAUUUGGAUUCCCUCCCUCUGUCUGGUCCUUGAAGGUUAUUUGGGGACAUUUUACAGUGGCUUGCGAAAGUAUUCACCCCCCUUGGCAUUUUUCCUAUUUUGUUGCCUUACAACCUGGAAUU
Molecule: messenger RNA, 7247 nt
Organism: Coregonus clupeaformis (lake whitefish)
Lineage: Eukaryota; Metazoa; Chordata; Actinopteri; Salmoniformes; Salmonidae
Product: nuclear receptor coactivator 3-like
Biological process (GO): positive regulation of transcription by RNA polymerase II; cellular response to hormone stimulus
Cellular component (GO): nucleus
Molecular function (GO): protein dimerization activity; nuclear receptor binding
Source: RefSeq, a predicted model, not a curated record